AUGGCCUCAACUUUGUUGAAAAUUCUUGUUUUAGCGACGAUUUUUAGCUGUGUGAGCUGCCAGCAUUUGAAGGUUCCGGCGUCGGAAUUUGCGGCAUCAGUGAGGUUCACCAUUGAAAUAAUCCGGCAACUGAUCUCCAAGGUGUCCCGCUUCCCCAUCUUAAUAUUUUCCGAUUUCCGUCUGCGUAAUGCCGUCUCCGAUUGCCUUCUUCUCAUGGAUCUCUCCGUCGAUCAGUUGACCCAGACUCUUUCUGCUUCACUCAACCCCACUGGCAAUGACAGCGUCACCGGGAAUGUGAACGCCGAUAUGCUAACAUGGUUGAGUGGAGCACUGGUCAAUCAAGAAACUUGCAAAGAAGGAUUUGAUGACAUAAAUGAUAUUAUCAAAGGUGUGGUUGGUGGCAUUCUAGACCGAAUCACCUCAUCAGUGUAUAGUCUUCUUUUAAACAUUAAGCCCAUAACUACUACACCAUUCCGCGGCGGCAACAAACAAAUCUCUAGUAAGAAUCUCCCCAAUUGGUUAAAAUCUCACGACCAGCGUCUCCUUGAUGGCUCGACCAAUAAGACGGUCGAGCAUGUGGUGGUGGCUGCCGAUGGGACGGGGGAUUUCACUAGGAUUAUGGAUGCUGUUGAUGCAGCCCCGGAGCGUAGAAGCGAAAGAUUUAUUAUACACGUAAAAAAAGGUGUCUACCAAGAAUAUGUGGUGAUUAAUAAGGACAAAUGGAAUAUAAUGAUGUUUGGAGAUGGAGUGAAUUUUACGGUUAUUACGGGCAAUCGGAACUACGUCGACGGCUGGCGCACCUACAGCUCCGCCACAUUCAGUGUGAAGGGGAAAGGGUUCUUCGCACGGGACAUAACCUUCGAGAACACGGCCGGGCCGGAGAAGGAACAAGCGGUCGCCUUCCUUUCCGACUCCGACCUAUCGGUCCUACACCAUUGCGCUUUCUACGGCUACCAAGACACCUUAUACGCCCACUCCCAACGCCAAUUCUACAGCGAAUGCUACAUCACGGGCACUAUCGACUUCAUCUUCGGUGAUGGCGCGGUCGUGUUCCAGAGCUGCCACAUCGUGGCUCGGAAGCCUCUCGACAAGCAAAAGAACGCGAUCACGGCCCACGGCCGACAGAAGCAGCUUGAGACCACGGGAUUCUCGAUCCAAUUCUGCAACAUCACGACCGUGCCGGAGUUGGUAAACUCGACAACGGAGACGUAUUUAGGGCGGCCGUGGAAGAUGUAUUCGCGGACCGUGAUUAUGCAGUCCUACAUUAGCGGCGCGAUCAUGCCCAAGGGGUGGCUCGAGUGGAACGAGGAUUUCGCGCUUGACACGCUCUACUUCGGCGAGUUUAUGAAUUACGGACCGGGUGCGAGAGUGGAAGACCGGGUGAAGUGGCCCGGCUACCGUGUGUUUAAUAGUUCGGCGGAAGCGGCUAACUUUACCGUUGCUCAGUUUAUUAUCGGGAACACGUGGCUGCCUUUGACUGGUGUGAGGUACACUGCGGGACUGGGAAUGUAG
Messenger RNA from Salvia splendens (bonfire salvia), 1512 nucleotides. RefSeq names its product pectinesterase/pectinesterase inhibitor PPE8B-like. Gene Ontology annotation, molecular function: enzyme inhibitor activity; pectinesterase activity. The transcript is spliced from 3 exons. Gene Ontology annotation, biological process: cell wall modification. Lineage: Eukaryota; Viridiplantae; Streptophyta; Magnoliopsida; Lamiales; Lamiaceae. The record is from RefSeq and is a predicted model, not a curated record. Bases 1 to 1512 code for a protein of 503 amino acids.